AUGGAAGCGAUACAGUUAUUGGUCCAAGACGACUUUAAUCAAGUCUGCAACAAGGAGGGUCACGGUAGAAGAAUAAGGCGUGUUUUCAAUUUCAUAAACCGUGAAACCAUGUGCACCAGAUGUGGAACAAAUAAUCAAGAGUUUUUUGACUGUUCAUCUAUACAGAGAAAAAGCGUAGAAAACAAGAUGUUGAUUCAACUCCAAUCGAAUCAUGAUGAGGACGUCUGCCAAGUGGAUAACUUCUGCUCCCUCGGUUGCAAAGUAGAGCAUGUAAUGAGCAACUCUGGUGUCAAAAAGAAGAGAACAGGAGGAAGAAAGAGAGGAGAGGUCUCCAUAUUUCAUCGGUUUUUUGGGAUGAUGCUUAUGACAAGGAAACCUAGGUCUCAAGGGCGAAGAAGAAGAAGAUAUAGGCCUCUCGACGGACAACUCCCUCCUAAGAAGAGGAACAGAGGAGGCUAG
Molecule: messenger RNA, 459 nt
Organism: Arabis nemorensis
Lineage: Eukaryota; Viridiplantae; Streptophyta; Magnoliopsida; Brassicales; Brassicaceae
Source: the annotation of a GenBank genome assembly